UACAACCCAGGGAAAGCUCCUAGAACUCACACUUGCACCUCCCGCUGCGCGCAAAACUCCAGCCGGCGAGCGCUGCGUGAGACAGGACGGCUCGGAUGUUGCGCACGCAGCGAGGCGGAGCACAUUAUCGGGUGUAGAAGACGCCGAGGAGCAAUUAUUAGCAACAACUUGAAGAGAUUCUCUUCUUUCUUUGAUACUUUUUUUUUUUUCUCGCACCUGCCGCUCGUGGGAUUGCCGCGCGUCUUCUUGCUGGCGUGUGCGCAACCGAGGAGGCGUUUAGGGACUCGGUGCGCAUCUGAGGAAGGUGACAUGAAGGUGCUCGGGUGGACCACACUCGUCCUCUGCCAGUGCAUCCUACGCAAGGUCCAAGGGUUGGACAAGAAAGUGGACUUCUCCGACCUGGGCCAGGUGGGCUCGGCGAUGAAGACUCUACCUUACAGCAUGGCCGGAGGCACAGGUGGAGCACCACCAGGAGGAGCGGGUAAACCUCCAUACCAAACCCGAGUCUUCUCUUCCUCCUUUGACCAGACACCCCUGAAAUCCAAGCCGCCCACCUACAGUUUCUUUAACCCUUACGACACGGCCAGGAACCUGUCCCUGCUGGUAGAUCAGACAGGGUACCGCUCAAAGCGUAAGCCCUCUCUGAAGACGGCCAUGAAGACUAAGAAGAUCUUUGGCUGGGGGGAUUUCUACUUCAACGUCAAGACCCUCAAGUUCAGCUUGUUAGUGACAGGGAAGAUCGUGGACCACGUCAACGGGACGUUCACUGUGUACUUCCGUCACAAUUCGUCCAGUCUUGGGAACGUGUCAGUCAGUAUUGUCCCGCCCACCAAAGUGGUGGAGUUCGAGGUCCUCCAGCAGCAGUUCUUGCACCCCCACAGCCAACAAGAGGUCCAGAUCCAAGAGACCCAGCAAUCCACCGUCGACCCCAAAGAGGUGAAGACUUUUAACUGCCGGGUGGAGUACGAGAAAACCAACAGGUCCAAGAAGCCCAAACCCUGCCUGUACGACCCGUCCCAGACGUGCUUCACGGAGCACACCCAGUCGCACGCCGCCUGGCUUUGCGCUAAACCCUUCAAAGUCAUCUGCAUCUUCAUCUCCUUCUUUAGCAUCGAUUACAAGUUGGUUCAGAAGGUGUGCCCGGACUACAACUUCCAAAGUGAGCACCCUUACUUUGGAUAAAAAAAGGAAAGAAGAAGGACUGAUGGGAAUGAUAGUCAUAUUGAUUACAUAUUGAUGGAGCAGGGAACACUUUCUUGCCUCUAAGCUGCUGUGAUUUCAAACAAGUAUCAUCAGAGUUUUGGAUGCUUAGGAUGAGGUGUUGUCCUUUUGUCCUUUUUCCCCCUCCCUUCAACUUUCCCUUUUUUGGAGCUCUUUGUGUAAAUAUUGAUCUCACCCCUCAGCGCACUUAUUGUUUUGAUAUAUUGGUUUCUUAGUCUGCUUACCGUACUGACUUCAAAACAAGAAGGUAUAUUUUCCCCUAGAAAAAAAAAAAAGUAUGAAAAGGGCAGGUCGUCUUAUAUUCGGGGUACAAUGUACAUGCAAACCACUUGCCGUAACUUCUCCCCCUGGCAAGUCAGAGCUUUUCUUCCUGUUAUUCACAAACAUGUACAGUAUAAUGCUGAUUGGGGUACGAUCAAUGAGGCAAAGUAACCAAGCAACUAUCUAGCAACAAAUAUGGAAAUAUUAUAUAUCUUGUUAUGAAAAAAAUGUCUGUAAUUGUAUCCGAAUAUUGUUUUUUUUUUAACCAAAAACAGAAGGGUUAAAAAAACAAACCAACAAAUGACGCCAGACACCUCAAAAGUUGUUAGCACGUUACCAAAUAAUAAGGCGGUGCUAAAUUUAAAGGGGAACUGCACUUUUUUUAGGAAUUGAGUCCAUCAUUCACAAUUCUUAUGAAAGACAAGAACACAUAUUGUUCGUUUCUUGUGCAUUCUAACGCCUAAAUAAAGGCUAGCAAAAGUCGACUAACAGUAGAGCCAAUGGGAGUUACUCCAUCCCACCUAUAAAGCGCUCUAAAAAAAACUCCUGCAACCCCCAGCAAUGUUUUAAAUACACGCUGUGACUAUAUAUUUAAUGUAGCAACAGGCAAAAACACAAUAACAUGAACUAUUUACAUGUUUUUCUCAGUCUAAGCAUACGGCGGCGUAUUUAAUUUGCUAGACGGAUCACAACAUUCGCGUUUCCCUUCAACAAUAACAACACUACUAAUCAUGGGAGACUUUAUGAGAGACAACAACGACUACUUUGGGGUAAAUUAUGAUCCAGAAACAUAUAUUUCUGAGCAUGAAUACAAUGAAGAUGGGCAACAAGUUAUGCAAGCUAUGUGCUGAACAGAUGCAGCUUUAGUAAAACACUAAGCACCAUGUAGCAGCAUUGCUAAGUUCUUAACAAGAUAUACAAACUAUCAACAUACUAAAACGAUCACUUACUGUACAAUGUCUGCUCUUGCUAAGAUGCCGAUUGAUGGGAUGUUUAUCUUUUUGUUGAGAAUUUUUCGUAAUUGUCAUAAAGACGAGCAUAUAUUUUUGUCUUUCUUGCCAUCUACGUGUCUAAUUUGGAUGUCAAAGUUGACCACUUCUUGAUUUAUGGCCACAUCCUUAUACUGUCCAAGUAAGAGGCAUGAUUCAAUAAUCGAGAAAUGACUUCCCUCAACUCACAGGCAAUGCAGCAGCAGCAGCAGCAAGUCAGUAGCUCUCUGUGAUCACACGGCACCGCUGAAAAUAGAUCGUCCGUGUUAGCGCUUGUAGUAAAAAUUUCGCUAACACUUUAAUAUUCAGGUCACGAGAUGUACCAACAAGGAAAAUCAUAAUAACAUCAAAUAUUUACAUGUUUUGCUCAUUCUAAGCAGACAGGGAAGUAUUUAGUUUGAUAGACAAACCACAAUAUUUGCGUUUCCCUUCAACAACAACAACAAUCAUGGAAGACUUCAUGAGAGACAACAAAAACUACUUUGGGGCAAAUUAUGAUUCAGAACAUAUAUUUUUGAGCAUGAAUACAAUGAGGAUGGGCAACAAGUUAUGGAAGCUAUGUGCUGAACAGAUGCAUCUUUAGUAAAACACUAAGCACCAUAAAGCAGCAUUUCUAAAUGCUUAACAAGAUAUACAAACUACCAACAUACUAAAACAAUCACUUACUGUACAAUGUCUGCUCUUACAAAGAUGCGGAUUGAUGGGAUGUUUAUCUUUUCGUUUACAAAUUCUCAAAAUUGUCAUGAAGAUGAGCAUAUAUUUUUGUAUUUCUUGCCAUCUAGAUGUCUAAUUUGGAUGUCAGUUGACCACUUCUCGAUUUAAAGCCACAUCCUUUUACUAUCCAAGUGAGAGGCAUGAUAAUCAAGAAUUGACUUUCUUCAACUUACAGGCGAUGCAGCAGCAGUAGUGGCAGCUCAGUAUGUCAAUAAAGCAGCAUGAGCUAGCUAGCUCUCUGUGAUCACAUGGCAUCGCUGAAAAUAGAUUGUCCGUGUUAGCGCUUGUAGUAACAAUAUCGCUAAUACUUUAAUAAUCUGGUCAUGAGAGGUAGCAACAGGCAAAAUCAUAAUAACAUGAAAUAUUUAAAGACUGCUCUGGGGAAAAUUAGGAUCCAGAAACAUAUAUUUUUCAGCAUGAAUAUAAUGAGGAUGGGCAACAAGUUAUGGAUGCUAUGUGCUGAACAGAUGCAGCUUUAGUAAAACACUAAGCACCAUGUAGCAGUAUUGCUAAGUGCUUCACAAGAUAUACGGACUACCAGGAUACUAAAACGAUCACUUACUGUACAAUAUCUGCUCUUACUAAGAUGCCAAUUGAUGGGAUGUUUAUCUUUUUUUUUAGAAUUUUUUUGUAAGUGUCAUGGAGAUGAGCAUAUACUGUUUUACUGAGCAGCAGCUGAGUAUGCCAAUAAAGCAGCAUAAGCUAGUUAACUCUUAAAAAUAAAUUGUCCGUGUUAGUGCUUGUCGUGACAAUAUUUCUAACACUUUAAUAUUCAGGUCACGAGAUGUAACUGUAAAUAUUGUCGGUUGGUUUGGAUGGCUUUUAGAGGGCUUUAUAGGCGGAAUAGUGUACUCCGAUUAACUGCAUUGUUAGCUACUUCUUACUUGACGUACAUUACUGUCACACCUGUAAGUUAUGUUUUGGUUUUGGUCAUGCUAUGUUUAGUUUUUGGACAUUCAGUCACGUUUUUCACUUCCUGGUUUUUUUUGUUUCCAUGCCAACGCAUUAGUUCCCACACUCGCACGCACCCUACCCAUGCUGUUCAAACCUUCACGUCCUCGUCCACAGUUCCAUGCCGUGUAAGUUUAUGUAUUCAUGCCACAGUGCACUCUUUUGUUUCAUGUCUUUAGUCUUGCCAUCGUGCUGUUUAAGUUUAUAGUUAAAUUGUCUUUCAUGCCAUUGAGCAAGUGUUUUUGUUUUCCCUGUUUUGUAUAUAUUAUAUAAUAAACAACUAUGUACUCACGUCCACGCCUCGCUUGUGUUGAUCCUCAUCUGCAUCGAAGAAACAAUCCAUGUCCAAGCCAAGUUGUGACAAUUACAAGUUAGAGUGCAUAAAAACAUUUAAAAAACAUAAGUGUUCUUGACUUGCAUAGAUAUUGUGAAUGAUCGGCAAAAUUUUAAUAACAAGGUGCAGUCCCCCUAAAAUGAAACACCGUCAUCAAAAAACUACCUAGCAACUAAGAAUAAGGACAUCCUGAAAUCCAAAAUGUGAUUUUACAAGAGUGGAUUGAUAUUCGUCCAAAAGUUGUUGUUGUUUUUUUAAAACAAGUAUUGUCUUCUACAAGGCGUGUCAUAAACUUUCCAAAACUGCUGAUAUAAUCACUUUCUGAUUCUUGAUUGUCCAUCUGACCUUGACAUGUUCCUCUUUCCAAUGGACGUUUCCAUGCAAGAGGUCACAGGGGUGCAAGUCAAAGAGCUUCUCGUUUCCCUCUAUCCGCUCGGCCACACGGAAGCAAAACUGUUCCAAGGAGCUCCCCGAGGGGACCCCGUUUUAAAGACGUGGACCCCUUCCAGGAGUGUUUAAAGGCGUGGCAGGGAAAGCAAAGAUUGUCCCCUGGGUCCAAGUGUUCAAAGGUAAUCUGAUUGAAAAUUUGGAUAAAUCCUUGGAAAUCAGUUGUUUGAAGCCAAAAGUGAUUCUGAAAUCAGAUUAUGUUGCAUAAUAUUAUAUGUAUGUAUUUUAAUCUGCGUCAUUAAAAAACUGAGUUAUUCUGAUCCGGGCAGUUUAUUGGAACUCGGUAACAAAAUGUAAUUAAAAUCAAAUGAUCAAUCAAUCAAUGUUUAUUUAUAUAGCCCUAAAUUAAAAGUGUAUCAAAGGGCUACACAAGCCACUACGACAUCCUUGGUUCAGACUCCACAUAAGGGCAAGGAAAAACUCACAACCCAGUGGGAUGUCAAUGUGAAUGACCAUGAGAAACCUUGGAGAGUACCGCAGAUGUGGGUGACCCCCACACCCCUCUAGGGGAGACCGGAUGCAAUGGACGUCGAGUGGGUUUAGCAUAAUAUUGUGAAAGUCCAGUCCAUAUUGGGUCUAACAUAAAAUUGAGAUAUCCCAGUCCAUAGUGGGGCCAGCAAGAGACCAGCAAGUCCCCAACUGAUGCACAGGCGAGCGGUCCACCCCGGGUCCUGACUCUGGACAGCCAGCACUUCAUCCAUGGCCACCGGACCUGUGCUCCCCCUUCCACAAGGGCGAGGGGGGCAGAGUAAAAAAAAAAAAAAAAAAACGGCAGAUCAACUGUGUUAAAAAGAGGUCUAUUUAAAGGCUUGAGUAUACAAAUGAGUUUUAAGAUGGGACCUAUAUGCUUCUACUGAGGUAGCAUCUCUAAUUUUUACCGGGAGGGCUUUCCAUAGUACUGGAGCCCUAAAGGAAAACGCUCUAUAGCCUGCAGACUUUUUUGGGGGCUCUGGAAAUCACUAAUAAGCCGGAGUUCUUUGAACGCAGAUUUCUUGCCGGGACAUAUGGUACAAUACAAUCACCAAGAUAAGAUGGAGCUACACUAUUUCGUAUUGUAUACGUAAGUAGUAAAACCUUAAAAUCACAUCCUAAGUGCACAGGAAGCCAGUGCAGGUGAGCCAGUUUAGGCGAAAUUUGAGAAGUGGUCAAAAAAAUAAUAUUCAUCAUGCUGUAGAUCAGGGGUGGGCAUUACGUCGAUCGCGAGCUACCGGUUGAUCGUGGAGGGUGUGUCAGUAGAUCGCCAGCCGGGCAUUAAAAAAUAGACUUAAGAAUUAACCAUCAUAUAUCGCGACUAAAACGUAAUUUUCGUCAUUUGAUUGACAUUCACGGCACUAGAGGGUCUUGUGAGAUGACGCUGGCUGCUGUCAGGUCAUUAAAGGGGAACAUUAUCACUAGACCUAUGUAAGCGUCAAUAUAUACCUUGAUGUCGCAGAAAAAAAAGACCAUAUGUUUUUUUAACCGAUUUCCGAACUCUAAAAGGGUGAAUUUGGCGAUUGAAACGCCUUUCAAUUGUUCACUGUCGGAGCGAUGACCUUUCACCCGUGACAUCCCAACAGGAAGCAAUCUGCCAUUUUUUCAAACACAUUACACACACCAAGUCAAAUCAGCUCUGUUAUUUUCAGUUUUUUGGACUAUUUUCCAUACCUUGGAGACAUUAUGCCUCGUCGGUGUGUUGUCGGAGGGUGUAACAACACGGACAGGGACGGAUUCAAGUUGACUUACGUGGAGUGUGCUAAUCAGACAUAUCAAUGGUCAUGGCAUGCUAAUCGAUGCUAACAUGGUAUUUAGGCAAGCUGUAUGUACAUAUUGCAUCAUUAUGCCUCAUUUGUAGCUAUAUUUGCAUCCAGCCUUUCCCUCCACCCACAUUUAAUGCCAAACAAACACAUACCAAUCGACGGAUUCAAGUUGCAGCAGUGGUCAAAAGAUGUGAAAGUCCCUUGUUUGUUCUGUUCUGUCGUAGCAUUGCUACCGACGAUAGCGAUGCUAUGACAGAGACAUGUGGAUAUCCUGCGACACUCAAAGCAGAUGCAUUUCCAACGAUAAAGUCAACGAAAUCACAACGGUGAGUUUUGUUGAUGUUAUUGACUUAUGUGCUAAUCAGACAUAUUUGCGCACGGCAUGACUGCAAGCUAAUCGAUGCUAACAUGCUAUUUAGGCUAGCUGUAUGUACAUAUUGCAUCAUUAUGCCACAUUUGUAGCUAUAUUUGCAUCCAGCUUUUCCCUCCACCAACAUUUAAUGCCAAACAAACACUUACCAAUCGACGGAUUCAAGUUGCACCAGUGGUCAAAAGAUGCAAUCGUUGGUUAGAAGGCGGUCGCCGAAUUCGUCCUCGUUGCCGCAGUCUGUCGUGAUAUGGCUCAAUAGCUUCAGUUUCUUCUUCAAUUUCCUUUUCGCUAUCUGCCUCCACACUCCCACCAUCUGUUUCAAUACAUGGGUAAUCUGUUGAAUCGCUUAAGCCGCUGAAAUUCGAGUCUGAAUCCGAGCUAAUGUCGCUUUAUCUUUCUCUUCUAUCCGCCAUGUUUGUUUGUAUUGGCAUCACGCAGUGACGUCACAGGAAAAUGGACGGGUGGCUAUAGCGUUGGUGAUUCUGGAAUUGUGAUAAUGUUCCCCUUUAAGAAAAAAUGACCGAAAAGAGGGCAAGAAACACUUUUUAUUUCAACAGAGUCCCGUGCCCUACCUGCUGUAAAAGCUCUAAAAACCGACUGCACAGUACCUGUGGUCACAUUAAAAGCCCUGCUUCAUUAUCCUGCCUGCGCUAACAAAAUAAGAGUCUCAGAAAGCUAGCGUGCACAAGCUAGCAAACCACAGAUUUUGCCGCCAAUGUAUUUCUUGUAAAGUGUGUUGCACCUUUCUUGCUUCCGGGGCCUAGACUGUAGUCAAAGAGCGCAGGGGAGACACUUCUCCAGGGCCGAUGGAUUCUCACCUUUCACUUUAGCCGGCAGUGGGGUCUUCACAAUUCCGGACUCCAGGGCAAAAUGACGAGUCCAGCGAUUAAUUGCAAAUUGUGGCUUUUUAUUUAUGUCUUGCACACAGUUAAAUCCCACACAAAACACAAGCCACUCCCCCGCCCUCAGCGACCGCUCCCUCUCCUCCCUCGCCCACACACUCACUGACGUCACUCACCUGCUGUCACACAUUGAAGGGCCACACACACAUACGCUACUCUCAUAACAAGUGUAUACAAACGAGUAUGGGAGCUGGACAAAUAAGAUGCCAAAAACCAACCACUUCCAUGUGGUAUUGGACAGAAAGGAGGACUUUUGUUAUCCUCCAUUCAAAAAUGUGGACAUCAUCACUACUGUGAAUCCUGUCUGAUUCCAAUCAAUGCAAGUCAUCAGAAUCAGGUAAUACACUUAUAUUCUUGUCUUCACCAAAGAAAGGAAUCUAUAUGUGUUAAACAUGCUUAUAUUAUUAUUAAACACAGUUAAAGGCCUACUGAAACCCACUACUACCCACCACGCAGUCUGAUAGUUUAUAUAUCAAUGAUGAAAUAUUAACAUUGCAACACAUGCCAAUACGGCCUUUUUAGUUUACUAAAUUGCAAUUUUAAAUUUCACGGGAGUUUAUUCUUGAAAACGUCGCGUAAUGAUGACGUGUAGGUGUGAUGUCACGAGCUGUUAGGAAAUAUGAGCGCUGCGCACACACACAGCUAAAAGUCGUCUGCUUUAACCGCGUAAUUACACAGUAUUUUGGAGAUCCGUGUUGCUGAAUCUUUUGCAAUUUGUUCAAUUAAUAUUGGAGAAGUCAAAGUAGAAAGAUGGAGUUGGGAAGCUUUAGCCUUCAGCCACACAAAAACACGGUGAUUACUUGUUUGAAAUUCCCAGAGGUGAAACUUUACUACGGAUCACAGCGAACAUGGAUCCCGACCGAAUGUCAAACGGCAGGUUUCGGUGAGAAAAUUGUGGUAAAAAGUCGCUUUUUACCGGAGAUCAGCUGAGCUUGUGCCGCCCAUAAAGCUGCCGUCGACUUCCCUGAGACACUGCGCGUCAACACACCCGUGGAGACACCCCUUCGACUAUCAGGUACUGUUAAACUCACUAAAACACUAGCAACACAAAAGGAAGAGAAGGGAUUUCCCAGAAUUAUCCUAGUAAAUGUGUCUAAAAACAUCUGAAUCCGUCCCAAUGCAAUCACGUUUUUUUUUGUUUUUGUUUUUUCUAGUCCGUCGCUAUCAAUAUCCUCAAACAUGAAUAUUUCAUCCUCACUCAAAUUAAUGGGGAAAUUGUUGUUUUCUCGAUCCGAAUAGCUCUUUUUGUUGGAGGCUCACAUUAUAAACAAUGAGAAGAUGUGAGGAGCCAUCAACAUGUGACGUCAUCGUCUGCGACUUCCGGUAGAGGCAGGGCUUUUCUAUUAGCGACCAAAAGUUGCGAACUUUAUCGUCGAUGUUCUCUACUAAAUUCUUUCAGCAAAAAUAUGGCAAUAUCGCGAAAUGAUCAACUACGACACAUAGAAGGGACCUGCUAUUCCCGUUUAAAUAAGAAAAUCUAAUUUCAGUAGGCCUUUAACUUGUAAAUCAAAUACUUAUCUUUCAUGAAUAAAUAAAUAUACAUUAUAUAUAUGAAUGAGGUAGAUCCCUUUGACUUGGUCAAUUGAAAAGUAGCUCGCCUGCAGAAAAAGUGUGGGCACCCCUGCUGGAGAUACACAUAUAUUUAUUGAUCUUGUUUAAACUGGUUGAUCAAACCCAUCCAUCGAUCCAUUUUCUACGGCUUGUCCCUUUUUGGGUAGCAGGGUGUUCUGCAGCCUAUCUCAGCUGCAGUCGGGCGGAAGGCGGUGUACACCCUGGACAAGUUGCCACCUCAUCACAGGGCCAACACAGAUAGACAGACAACAUUCACACACUAGGGACUAUUUAGUGUUGCCAAUCAACCAAACAAUUGAAAUAAACAAACCUAACACUGAAGCAAAAAAGUAUUCAAUUCUGACGCUAUUUGAAUACGUAAUAUUUGCAGACACAUCCAACAAUCCUUGUUUAAAAAUAGUUUCUGAAAAUUGCGUCUCUGUUGUUGUUUAUUAUUAUUUUUUUUUUUUAUGUUUAAAGGUUGACAUGUUUAAUUACAGCACAUGAAAUAUAGCUUUGUUCUUGUUUUUUAUACCUAGUGUGGCACUGAUGUUGGCUGGUCAGGAGACAUUGAAAAUGAGGUACACUAUAUUGCCAAAAGUAUUUGGCCACCCUUCCAAAUGAUAAAAAUCAGGUGUCCUAAUCACAAGUGUAUACAAUCAAGCAUUUCGGCAUGGAGGCAGUUUCUACAAACAUUUGUGAAAGAAUGGGCCGCUCUCAGUGAUUUCCAGCGUGGAACUGUCAUAGAAUGUCACCUGUGCAACAAAUCCAGUUCUGAAUUCUCCCCGCUCCUAAAUAUUCCAAAGUCAACUGUCGGCUUUAUUAUAAGAAAAUGGAAGCGUUUGGGAACAACAGCAACUCAGCCACCAAGUGGUAGGCCACGUAAACUGACAGAGAGGGGUCAGCGGAUGCUGAAGCGCAUAGUGCAAAAACUUUCUGCACAGUCAGUUGCUACAGAGCUCCAAACUUCAUGUGACCUUCCAAUUAGCCCACGUACAGUACGCAGAGAGCUUCAUGGAAUGGGUUUCCAAGGCCAAGCAGCUGCAUCUAAGCCAUACAUCACCAAGUCCAAAGCAAAACGUGGGAUGCAGUGGUGUAAAGCACGUCGCCUUUGGACUAGAGCAGUGGAGACGCCUUCUCUGGAGUGAUGAAUCCCGCUUUUCCAUCUGGCAAUGUGAUGAACCAGUCUGGGUUUGGAGGUUGCCAGUAGAAUGGUACAUUUUGUACUGCAUUUUGCCGAGUGUGAAAUUUGGUGGAGGAGGAAUUAUGGUGUGGGGUUGUUUUUCAGGAGUUAAUCUUGGGCAUUUAGUUCCAGUGAUAUGUACUUUGAAUGUUCCAUGAUACCAAAACAUGUUGGACAAGUCCCUGCUCCCAACUUUUUGGGAACAGUUUGGAGUGGGCCCCUUCCUCUUCCAACAUGACUGUGCACAAAAGACAUGGAUGACAGAGUCUGGUGUGGAUGCACUUGACUGGCCUGCACAGAGUCCUAACCUGAACCCGAUAGAGCACCUUUGGGAUAAAUUAGAAAGGAAACUGAGAGCCAGGCCUUCUUGAUCAACAUCAGUGUGUGACAUCACCAAGAUGCUUCAGAAGAAUGGUGGAAAAUUCCUAUAAACACACUCCGCAACCUUGUGGACAGCCUUCCCAGAAAAGUUGAAGCUGUAAUAGCUGGAAAAGGUCAUAUUGAACCCUGUGGGUUAGGAAUGGGAUGGCACUUCAAGUCAAGGCAGGUGGCCGAACAUUUUUGGCAAUAUAGUGUAUUUUUAAAUUUUUUUUAUUAAAAUAAACAUACUGAGUGUUUUUGAAAUUUCCAGUUUUUCCAGUUGUUCUUACAUACCCUGGCAGCCUUCAAAUUGAUACGCAGUUUAAUUUGAGCACACAUUUGGUAGUCUUGAAAAGUUUGGAUUGAAUCCAAUCCAAACUUUGCUUUAAAACUCUGUACCCCGUGAGGGACAAGCGGUAGAAAAUGGAUCCAUGGGUAAAUGUAAAACAGAUUAUGUGAUCCUGGAUGACAAAGCAAGGGAUUUUAACAUUUUGAUCCACAAUACACUGUUUGAACAACUGGGCCCAGGGGAUUACUUCCAAUGGGAAAAUCUAUAAUGACACCAGUCCUGGAAUUGGGGUUCGUCUUUUAGAAAUGCCUACAGUGGUAUCCUGGCUGGUGAAGGUUUUCUAUAUUUAGUCCAUCAGGUUCAAACACUGAUAACAUCCAUUAAAACAGACUAGAAGGAAGGAAUCAUGCAGAGACAGAGUUAAAUUUUGCUAAAUUGAGGAAAGACGUUAUUUGGGCUGUACUCUAGUUACAUAUCCCAUUUUCACUCUAAAGUCCAGCCCACGUGCUUCCUCUAAUUAUUUGGGAGGUCCCUGGUUACAUCACUGAAGCUGUCGCUAAGGGAAAUAGGUAAUCUCGACAGUUCCAGUUAGAAACAAUAUAUCACUAUACAAGAAAUGCAAAUGUGUUGACACUGGUGAUAUAGCCUUGUCUCUAGUCUGUCUGCGUCAGGGCGGUGUUCGGCCUUGGCAGUCAGCAGGCCGUUCCUGGACACAGACAUUGAUACGAGACGGGCUUGAAAUAUUUUGGAUUGCCAGCUUUGCACGGACAAAGAAAAAUACCACUUCAGCACAAUUAAUAUUAACUAUAGCAACGGCCCUUAAACAUAAGAGUUGUGUGAUAAUAAAUGCAUAUUAUUCUAAUACCGUCUUAGUUAGCACAGUCAAACACUGCGUUUAACAAAGUAGUUUGUUUUAUUGGCGUAUCAUUCUGCAGUCAGGUCCCAAAAAAUCCCGUGCGUCAGUGAAGGAGUAAAGUUGCAAAUAGCAGCACUUUGAUAAAGAAGGUGGGGAAAAAAAGAAAAUGUAGCAAAGUACAAAGGUGUUCUCUCCUCUCCCAUUUUCCCUCUCUGUUGAGCACAGUAUUCACAGUAAAGUUUAAUGUUUAUUUUCCCCAUAUUAUGUGUUAUUUAUAUGUACAGUAGGUCUGGAUUACUUUUUUUGCUUCAUCCCUCACUUAAAGAGUGAGUGACAAAUGUGAGAAAGAGAAAGAGAUGAUACAGUAUAAUCUGCUCACAGAUGCUACCCGGUGGUGGUUUGAACACACUGCAGCUCGUUCUGGAUAAAUUAACCAACCUUCACUCCAUAAUUCCUCAGUCACAUGCAGGAUUCUCAUGGGAAUGAGGCAAAAACGAAUCCAGACCUACAGUACCUCACAAUGUGUCUCCAUGUAAACCUAAGAUCCUUUUCUAUAAAUCGGGGUGUCUGGAAGGGAUUCAUUGGAUUUAUAUUAUAUUUAAUGUGAAACAAAUUUGUUUUUCUUUUCAUACGAUUUGAUCUUCUUCCGACCUUUUGGGACAUGUUAAUAACUAAACUGGGGUACCACUGCUAUAGAGUGAGAAAGCCUCAACGACUCUCUCUUCAGAGGAGUCAGAGCUUUUCUUCCUGUCACGGUCUUGGAAAAAAAAAAAGAGGUACUCUAUAGUCGGGUCAGUUUGGUACUUUUUGCAGUGGAGAACGACCCUCAACUUCAACGGCAACCUUUGGGUGAGGCCGGCACGAUUGCAUGGCCUCUGCAAGGUUUUGGGAGACUGACUGUGCCCUACACCUCAAUCUCCAGAUGGAAGAGAGACUUCUCUACGUACAAGAAAUACUCUGCUGGCUAUGCAUACAAUAUGCUGUAUGAAAA
This is a messenger RNA of Nerophis ophidion (straightnose pipefish), 13155 nucleotides long. RefSeq names its product neurexophilin-2. NCBI's taxonomy places the organism in Eukaryota, Metazoa, Chordata, Actinopteri, Syngnathiformes, Syngnathidae. The transcript is spliced from 2 exons. The record is from RefSeq and is a predicted model, not a curated record. The coding region runs from base 310 to 1182 and encodes 290 amino acids. Gene Ontology annotation, molecular function: signaling receptor binding.